GGUUUCGCAAUCCGCCGCGGACCCGUUGGCGAAAAAGAGGCCUUGGCGAUAAAACGAUCUUGGCGUAAAGCGAGUCGUUCAGUCUCCCGGGCGAGUGUUUGUCGGCGCUCCGGACUCCCGCGAAAUUCAUCGCGAAUUUUCCGACGCGGGUUCGACGAACCGCGAGGCGCACGUCGGCCGAGAGAGUCCUACCGCCGUUUCCCGUUUGUCCGCUUUCUCUCGUAUGUCGUCAACGACAGAGGAUGGGGGUAGCGGGCAGAAGAUCGCCGAUGCUCGUUCGCGAGAAACUCGCGAUUUACUCGCGUCCCGUCCCGCGUCGCCCGUCCCUCGUCGAGGAUCGGGACACGUCGAGCAUCGAGCAUAUCGGUCGACCGAGAGGUUCUACAUAUUCCCGUCCAUCUGUCCGUCCCUAGCCCCCCGGUUCGCAGUUCUCGCGCGGCUCUCGACUCCCGCGUCUGCGACGCCUCUCUCGCUCCGAUUAUCGCUCGACACGCGCGCGUCUCGGUCUCUGCCAGUGGGGAGGCGCCACGCUGGAAAGCAAAACUCCGCGGAACAUCGUUCGCGCGAUCUCGCGCGAUCGUGAACCGUCAGCGACGAAAAUCGUCUCGGGGGCAACGACGGUCUGACGGGCUACGUGUGGCGUCGCGACGUCCUGGUACGCGUCGCCGCGACGCGUCGCUUCUCUGAGAUCCUAGGGACAUCGCCCGGUAUGGACGAGUCCGGUAUCGACAUGGGCUUCGAUCUGGCGGCAAUCACCGCCGAUCUGGAGCAUCGCGAGGCCGAUCUCUCCGGACGUCGAUGCGACGACAAAGGAAAUGGAAUCGCCGUCGACGAUCCGGGCACCAUCAACGGGAACGUAAACAACGAGGACGAUUGGGAAGAGGCCCUGUCAUUUCUGUCGUCGCCGGCCCAAGACAUCAUGUACUACGAGUUAAAGAGUCGAGCGCCCAGUACCGGCAGUCCGCCGACGUUCAAGACCGCUACGCCCACUUCGCGCACGCAAUUGAAGCUCCAGUUGAUGCGUGAGCAGCUGCAGGAGCAGGAGAGGCGAGAGGCAGAAUUUCGUCAGAGCUUGCAGCAGCAGAGGCCGGCAGCCGCCCCUCCCAGACCCGUACCCCCUGCCUCCCUCUCGACCAUCGGGGUGGACGUGCCGCCGCAAGUCUUGCAAGUACGCACAUUAUUGGAGAACCCGACGCGGUACCAUGUGGUGCAGAAGCAGAAGAACCAGGUGCGGCAGUAUCUGCACGAGUCGUUCCACGGCGGAUCCAUGGACGGCACCGGAAGCGAGAGCGUCCUCAGCGAGAACUCGGACAUCGUGACGUCCUCCGCGCCGAUGGUGGUUCAGAGCGCGCCGCCAGGACCGGCGGUGCAUCACCAAAAGCCGCAGCAUCCUCAUCUGGCGUCGUACCCGCACCCUCACCAGCACCCUCACGCUCCCACGGUGUUGUCGCACGGUAAUCCGGUCGCGGCCAGCCCGGAUCCUAUGACCGGCGCCAUGUCGCCGGGUCUCUCCAGCGUCGCCACCAGCAAUUCCGAGGCGGAGGAUCUCCUGGACGACAUUCUGUCGUUCGAGGGCGGAUCCUUGGGCGACAGUUUGAAGGACGGACAACCGGGAAGCCUGACGAAUAUCCCGGAGUUAGAAAUAAAGCCUGAGCCCCUGCUGCUCACCGAGGCGGAGAUACACGCUCUUGCCAAAGACCGACAGAAGAAAGAUAAUCAUAAUAUGAUUGAGAGGCGACGACGCUUCAACAUCAACGACAGAAUCAAGGAGCUUGGCACCCUCUUGCCCAAAACCAAUGACCCGUAUUACGAAAUCGUCCGGGACGUCAGACCGAACAAGGGCACGAUUCUCAAGUCCUCUGUCGAUUAUAUAAAACUGUUGAAAAACGAACUGACGAGGAUGAAGCAGAACGAGCUCAGGCAUAAGCAGCUGGAGCACCAGAAUCGUCGAUUGCUGUUGCGGGUCCAGGAGCUGGAGCUGCAAGCCAAGGCCCACGGGCUCCCAGUCUCCGACUUCAAUUGGGCCUCGACGUCCGGGAGCAUGAUCAACACCUUCCCCAGAAACAAGCUCCAGCAACGCAAGAUUCCCGAGCUGGUGACCGAGGAGACGACGAGUUUGAGUAUGUCGCAGCUGGAAGAUCUGAUGGAGGACGACGUGAGCGGUCCGAUACACAGUGGCGAUCCGAUGCUCUCAUCGCCUCACCUUCCGCCGUUGAGUCCCGCCCCCGCAGGAUGUCAACACGGGCUACCGGACGAGGACACCCUCGGUAGCCUGGCACCGACCACGCCGAACUCGUCCUCGGACAUGGACAUUGUCGCGUAGCAUCUCGAUCGACGCGUUACACCCCUGAAAACUCUUCGAGUGCCGCGUACAACGUCGUUGGUCGACGAGAGAAUACGAUUCACGGUCAUCUUUACCCCUAACGGCUGGCCGUUACCCCCACGAGCCCCCGGGAAGAACGCAAUUCCCGGCGGGCGUUUCUCCCUAAUUUCGUUCCAACGCGAGCACGGAUCAUUCGUGCGCCCCACAGACACGACCACUAAUUUUACCUUCGACGACGAUCGCACGAUUCCCCAAGGUCGGUGCUCGCUGGUAACCUUCGGCUGGCGAGCUUCCACAACGAAUCUUCACGGUACGAGCACUCGCGCAGGUCGCGAGUUCGUCGACUCCGGAGAACGGUAGACGAGAAAUCUAUCCAAAGAUGCCUCCAUUUUGUUUCGUCGAAACGACGCGGACCACGGGCAACGGAUCGAUUUCCAAAUAUUUUGCCUCAGAGAUAGGGCGACGACUCUGUAAAACAGCGAUUUAGAUCGAUUUUGUCGCCGGCUCGUGCCUCCCCCUCCUCCUCGUCGUCCGUUCCUUUUCCGCGCGGCUCGAUAAAAAGAUCGAAACGCGUCGAGAUCUGGGACGAGGACGAGCCCCGGAGUCUGGCGUUCGUUUCCGUUGCGCAACGUUUCUCGAAAACGAGCGCCAUUGUACAUACGUAACCGCGCGUAAGCGCAAUUAACGAAACAAAAGGAACGGAGGCGAGGGAAUUUUCAGCGACGUCGCGACGCGCGUUGCUCGCCGAAACAGAUAUACGUAUAAAAAAAAAAAAAGAAAUAUUUUCGGAAGUAUUUUGCGACGGGGCGCGGCGCGGACGGCGCGUCGCUCGUAAACCAUAUUCGCCUUCGAGAGCCCCGAUUCGAUUUCUCCCCAUUUCCAAGUUUUACACGGGCGUCUCGUUCCUCCCGUGAUCCCUCGUCGUCGGAAAGUUCUUCUCUUUUUUUCUCGAAAAAACGAGGAGAAACCGCGUCAGGGCUCUGAUCUCUUACCGGUACGCCGUCGCCGUCGCCCUGUGAUCCUUUUAACUCUUAAACUGUCGCGGUUUUACCACGUCGACGCGUUAUCAUUCGCUCAUUGUUAUCCGCGUGAACCGCACGAGAGCAACGGAAUCUCUUCGUCGGCGAUCGCGAGAAACUCCAGAGUAUAUAAAGAGACGUUACGGAAACCGAGUGCAGUUUUCU
Messenger RNA from Colletes gigas, 3507 nucleotides. RefSeq names its product microphthalmia-associated transcription factor (gene Mitf). NCBI's taxonomy places the organism in Eukaryota, Metazoa, Arthropoda, Insecta, Hymenoptera, Colletidae. Gene Ontology annotation, biological process: regulation of transcription by RNA polymerase II. Bases 710 to 2323 code for a protein of 537 amino acids. The record is from RefSeq and is a predicted model, not a curated record. Gene Ontology annotation, cellular component: nucleus. The transcript is spliced from 7 exons. Gene Ontology annotation, molecular function: protein dimerization activity; RNA polymerase II cis-regulatory region sequence-specific DNA binding; DNA-binding transcription factor activity, RNA polymerase II-specific.